CCCGUCAACAUGAAUCGCACGCCCCGGCAACGUGCGCCCCCAUCUGCAAACACCAAGCAACGUGCUUCGCGAUUGUCGCUCGUCUUUUUAAGUUUCGGCUGCGUGUUGUUUUCCGAAAUCCCCUUUGUCACCCUCGAGCGUCUGUCGCCCACGUGCCGCUUGCGCCAAAACAGAACCAGCAGCAGCAGCCUUGCCGCCGUCCAGGUCUCUCUACCUUAGGUUUCCAUCUUUCCAGCUUACCUACCUAACAGGCCACCAACCGUCCUGCACUGCGGGCACCUAAUAAGGGAAAUCUGGAACCAACCUGCCCGAGUCUCUCUGCCGCGCCUCGAGCUGGAGCUGGAACAACCCUACUGGAAAGCCCCCGCCCUCCUCCUCCUCCUCCUCCUCCUCCCUCCUCGGCGCCGCGCGGUGGCUCUUUCAGCCGGGACUCGGACUGCGCAGCUGCUCGUCUUACCUUACUAACGUCAACCUAAACCUCCUCCGCGUCGCUCAAGAGCCGCAAUCCGCCUCUCCCGCCGUCCUCUCUCGCCCCAGCUUGCUCACGCACCGCCCCGGCGAGCUUGCAUCCCGGCGCUCCACUUGCACGGAAAGCCUGACAUCCGUCCGAGGACGCCUCCCGACCAUCGCUUACGCGACCCUCGCUCACCAGCUGCCUCCGGUCCUGCGGAUGCGACCAACACCCCCGCCGCGCGCAACCACCGCUGCUGUCAGGAACAUCCAUUCGCGACGCUGACAUCGACCUUCCGUGCGAGGACUCUUUGUACGGCUACGACGGCGGCUACAUUCCCUCCGCACUCGGCGCGUGCCCUAUCCUGCUUCUAUCCCCUCCGUCUGACCGACGACGACAACGGCGACGAUACCUACGCCUCAUUGCGUACGUACCACAUCGGCGACCAUCCACGCCACCCUGCCCUUGUCCCCCCGCCGCAUGCCCACGGCAUCACGCUACAUGACGAUAUCGCCAAUUCCCACCGCCCGCUUGACGACGACGACGACGACGACGACGACGACGACCGCAGCACCUCUUGCCGGCGCACUCCGACGCCCCUAUAAUACAUCCUCGCCCCCAGCCGCUGCCGUAAUCGUCGGCGAGCCCGCGCUGGCGGAAACCACGACGUCAUCAUGGCCUCCGCGCCAGCCAGCGUGAGGGUCUCGGGCCCUCCAAACAGUAGCUUCCUCGUCGGCUACCCUGGCAUCUCGGCGACGUUGCCGCGCAUCGAGGGCAAGGUUGAGAUACGCCCCGGCCAGGGCUUCUCCAUGCCGGUCCCCGUAUCAUUAGUGCGAAUAUGCUUACAACGGCGCGAGACGAUACAUCCGGAUGCGGACAGCCUCACCAAGAGGCAUCUCGGCGCUCCCCGACGAGAGGCGACUGACGUGGUGGGCAAGGAGGUUUUGCUCUUCCGGUGCUCCACGGGAAAGGAGGCCGAGAGCGUAAUUGCCAUGGACCUACCGUUCGUGCUCUUCAUUCCCUUUGGCAGAGGAGGCGAAGAGACCAACCGCCGAAUACCUCCGGCCUCAUUACAACUUCCGAGCCGGACCGCCGAAACAUACUACGAGCUUGUUGUCACGCUACAGCAGGGCCACAGCAACCAGUACAAAUACAGCUUCCCCGUGCCCCUGCAGCGCUACGACACCCUGUCAACGUUUGGCAUGUAUAACAAGCCCGAGACGAAGCUGGUCACCACCGACAACGUUGUCCACCUCGGAAUCAACCUUCCGCGGUGGAGCUUUGGGCCCAGCGACCCCAUUACUGUAUACAUCAAGCUGUCCCCAAAUGUUGACUGGAUGAGCAAGGCCAAGCGAGUAACAAUCGAGAAGAUUACUCUGACAAUCGAGGAAGAAAUCACAUUCAAUCCCGAAGGCGACGAGCCCACAAAGAAAGUCAACAAGCUAUCAAAGCAGGUACAGGCUGUCAAGAUGAAGAUGCCUGAGGCCGGGUACGCCACCAACAUUGGCUUGGUGUUCCCAUCCAAAGACCUCCGAGAUCCAGACGGCAUCGUCAAGAGGGGCAAGCCGGGUUUUCCUCAAUACGAGGUCGCCACGUUUACCACCACGUCAAGUCUGUACAAGAUUGAGUUUUACGUCAAUAUCAAGGUGCAACUAAGUGGCGCUCGAGAUGUGACCCUGCGGCAGCCCAUUGUUAUCUGUCCGUUGGACCAACAAGGGUGCAAAGAGGAGAUGGAAGCCAUCGAGCAGGCUGCCAAGGACGCGGCGCUCGUCGACGCAAACAACCCCAUGCUACCGGCCCGAAACAUAAUUCUAGCCAGCGAUCGAGAUUCAUUACGCGCCCUGGGGUUGUGCAUGGUUGGCGGGCAGAAGAAGCCCUUUAUUGAUUGAAGAGUUGAGCGUGGACGGCGGCGGCGGCACAACGACCGAGCACAAAGCGGCUGGGCUACGUGGACGUGUACAUGGCGGACGGCGCUCUAUACCCUUACGAGGCGUUUGAAGCCCUGGUUGGGCAAGCACUGGAGGAGGACAUUUCGUCGACUAUAUUCUGCCGAGGUAUACUCGGGGCGUUUGGAAAGGCGGAGUUGGCGAUUGCAGGUUCGAUGGCUUCUCCCGCCGCUUAUAGAGCGGGUACGGCGGGCAUGAUUGGAAUGGAUAUACCGAAUUCAUGUCUCUAGGCGGCCUGGAGCCAUACGAAUAUGCUGAUGAGCUACGCGAGCAUAUCUCGUGGAGGAUCUAUUGACAUCGACCCAACGCUGGUGCGGAACAUGUGAUGAACCAUGUUCGAGGAAUGAACGAUGCAGGUGCAGGUGUCGUAGUUUGAGUUGAAGCUGGCAGGCAGACCAAAAAAACCAAAG
Purpureocillium takamizusanense is the source of this 2807-nucleotide messenger RNA. RefSeq lists its product as uncharacterized. Gene Ontology annotation, cellular component: division septum. Gene Ontology annotation, biological process: division septum assembly. The transcript has 3 exons. The record is from RefSeq and is a predicted model, not a curated record. The coding region runs from base 1126 to 2340 and encodes 404 amino acids. NCBI's taxonomy places the organism in Eukaryota, Fungi, Ascomycota, Sordariomycetes, Hypocreales, Ophiocordycipitaceae.